GUGCGCGCGUGUGUGUGCGCGCGUGUGUGUGAGCGCUUGUGUGUGCGCGCGCAGGGUGUGUCGGUGUGUCUCGGAGGAUGCGGCUGUAAUCCGGUGCGGCUCUGCACGCGCACUGCGCCGCUCUCACCGUUAGCGCGCGCGGACACGUUACACGGAGAGAGCUUGACGCGGAGAACAUGGACACACAGAACCGAGCGGCGCUUCAUCAUCCAUCCGCUUCCUAACAGGUUGUGCAAAACCAUCAUGUCCACUUAAUAGCAACAGCCAUGAGUCACAGGGAGGAUCCAGAGGAGGCAGAGGCCAAAGCCCCACCUACUCAGCGCAUCCGGCAGCUUGUAGAAGGAGGCCGUCCCAGGUGGAGGCCAUGCCAGCUGAACAGCCAAGACGAACAGGGAAAUGCCCAUCAUAAUCAUCAUCAUCAUCAUCAUCACUACCAUCGACAAUCACACCAACAGCAGCCUGGCACUAACCGAGCUCCACCACGACGCAGCCGAAGACAUGCCCCCUGCCACACCCAGAGGGGGUCGAGUGAGAGUGGAGAUGCAGAGCCACAGCCUGGUCAGCAGCCUCGUCCAAAUGGGUCGAGGUAUCGACGGAGUGGUGAUGCAGGGCAUCAGCACAGACAUCGACACCAACCCAGACAGAUUCAUGCAGUGCCACAGCCCCUCGAUGUUCCUGAGAUCAAUCCAGCGAUUGACACUUUGUCACCCGAGGAGUCUUCCCAGGAACUGCUGACUCCAUCUUCACAGGAGGAUCUGACUCCUUCUCAGGAGGAACCAACCCCCUCUCCACAGGAGGUACCACUUGUAGAGGAGCAAGACGGAAGUAGCCCAGGUCUACAUUGCUCCUCCAGUACUGAGAGCAGCCUUCACGCACACUCUGAGCAGACUGAGGAUCAGCACAGAGAGAUGGAGCAGACAGAGGAGUGCAAGGGUGAAACCGAUGAAUGGGAGGUGGAAGGAUGUCCAGAAAAGAGAGAGGAGAGAGAGUCUCACAAAGAGGCUGAACAGGAAGAACAGAUUCAUGUGGAGAAGGAUUCCAUGGCAAAAGUGGGUACUUCAAAAGGUAGUAAGAAGACCAGUAGGAGGUCUGGGCCUAUCAGAGUGGAUGUUCCACCUUUUGCAGAAUUUCCACGUCAGCCACUACCAAACCCUAAUUUCCAGUCCCAGCCUUUCAUAGAACCUCUUAGAGGUUACCCCAUGGAGCCCAAAUCAGGUCCUAUUCAUCUAACCUCCGCCAGCUACACUGCCAUAAGCACAGACGUGAGGCCUGAAUGCCGAUCUGGUGCUCAGUCCUAUGAAGAAACAUUUUCACACUCCAGUUCAGAAGCCUGUUCUACUUCAUUUCCACCAGUCUCUGAGUCCUGUCCAAAGUUCUACCCAGUGACGCCAACAGAAUCGGACAGAGAACUGUACCACUCACCACAAACAGGAUGGUACCAGGAACACUUUGACGACCAGCAGAGCUUUGAGAAAAACCAGGACAUGUCCACCAGUGAGGCUAAUCCACAGACCAGUCUACAUGAGGAGCAGAGACCACGGGGUUCUGUCGGUUCCAGAUUGCACCACUAUAACGAACAGUCAGGAGAUGAAGCGAGCAGUCCUGAUCGAGGCAGAAGUAAGGCUUGGAGACCCAGCAUUGAAAAGGAAUGUUCAGAGAUCAGAAAGGAGCAGUGUGAGGUUUGUCCUCGAGAGGAGAAGCCAGAACAUGACUCUGUAGAAGACCGAUCACAUGCUAUGCAAGAAUCUGCAAACAUUUCUGGAGAUGUGAUCUCUCUGGCAAUAAGAGACAUAAAGGAGGCAAUCGAGGAAGUGAAGACUAAGACGGUGCGUUCACCGUACACACCUGACAAACCCAAAGAGCCAGUGUGGGUGAUGAGGAGAGAUGUCAGCCCGGUGGAGGAGUGCCGGCCACAGCUUUAUUCACCUCCAUCUCCUCCACAGCUUCCUUCUCCUCAGAACACGACAUGUUCCCAGGUUCUAGCUUCAGAUCCCAUAGUUCCUCUGGGAGCAGAAUCUUCCAGAACUCAUGAGCAGCAGGAAGCAGACGUCAGUCCUAGUUUACCAACAGCUGAUGAGCUUAAAAGAAACUUGGCUGCUUUCCCUACAUACGUUGAUGUUCCAGGACCGUGUGAUCCAGAGGAUUUAAUCGAUGGUAUCAUAUUUGCAGCCAGUUUUUUGGGUUCCACACAGCUUCUGUCAGAGAGAACGCCGAGUAAGAGCUCCCGCAUGCAGCAGGCUCAGGAGGCCAUGACCCGCGUCCGGGGUGCAGGAGGUGAAGUUCUCUCUAGCACUGAGGUGGAUCUGUUCGUGUCAACUCAGAGGAUUAAAGUUCUCAACGCUGACACACAGGAGACAAUGAUGGACCAUCCACUGAGGACCAUCUCUUACAUCGCAGACAUCGGGAACAUGGUGGUCCUGAUGGCGCGCAGGAAGAUGAUUCGUUCCCGCAGUACUCAGGAGCAGCUGGACACGGCCGACGCUCAGCACUCGAACCCAGCGCAGGACGAACGGCAGCAGUACAGAAUGAUCUGCCAUGUGUUCGAGUCAGAGGACGCUCAGUUGAUCGCUCAGUCCAUCGGUCAGUCCUUCAGCGUGGCGUAUCAGGAGUUCUUGCGGGCGAACGGUAUCGAUCCAGAAGACCUGAGUCAGAGAGAGUACAGCGACCUCCUCAACACUCAGGACAUGUACAACGACGACCUCAUCCACUUCUCCAAGUCUGAGAACUGCAGAGACGUGUAUAUAGAGAAGCAGAAGGGUGAAAUCCUGGGCGUGGUCAUUGUGGAAUCUGGCUGGGGCUCCAUCGUACCCACAGUCAUCAUCGCCAGUCUGAUGCACGCCGGACCCGCGGCGAAAUCUGGCCGUCUCAACAUUGGAGAUCAGAUCAUGACGGUGAAUGGGACGAGUCUGGUGGGUCUGCCGCUGUCCACCUGCCAGAGCAUCAUCAAGGGCCUGAAGUCUCAGUCCAGGAUUAAGAUGAACAUUGUCAGAUGUCCUCCAGUCACCAUGGUCCUCAUCCGCAGACCAGACCUCCGGUACCAACUCGGCUUCAGCGUACAGAAUGGCAUUAUCUGCAGUCUGAUGAGGGGGGGUAUUGCAGAAAGGGGUGGAGUCAGAGUGGGCCACCGCAUCAUCGAGAUUAACGGGCAGAGUGUGGUGGCCACGCCCCAUGAGAAGAUCGUCCAUAUUCUUUCUAGUGCAGUUGGAGAGAUCCACAUGAAGACCAUGCCUGCUGCCAUGUACCGCCUGCUGACGGCUCAGGAACAGCCCGUCUACAUCUGAGCCACCGCUAACAUCGCUAAGCUUCACCCUCACACACUAACAUUUCACACGAUUAUCAGAUUGUUUACAAAUUUAUUGCACCGGAUUUAAAAACCUUUCCUGUCAAAAUAUUUGAAUCUGCCUUAAUUAUGUGUGUAAUUUUGGAGAGACGCUACAUCAUCCAUACAUGCUAAACAUCUGGCUAACAGUGAACAGGUAGCGUUAGCUCGGUUACUAGGAUUUAAACUAUAUUACAGCCCAAAGUGUGUGAUAAUCAU
Messenger RNA from Ictalurus punctatus (channel catfish), 3538 nucleotides. It is a transcript of the gene apba1b, whose product is annotated as amyloid beta (A4) precursor protein-binding, family A, member 1b. Gene Ontology annotation, cellular component: plasma membrane; cytoplasm; dendritic spine. Gene Ontology annotation, molecular function: amyloid-beta binding; protein binding. The transcript has 12 exons. The record is from RefSeq and is a predicted model, not a curated record. Gene Ontology annotation, biological process: chemical synaptic transmission. Bases 267 to 3281 code for a protein of 1004 amino acids. Lineage: Eukaryota; Metazoa; Chordata; Actinopteri; Siluriformes; Ictaluridae.